AUGGCCGACAAAAAGUUCACUCUGCCGUUCAGGCUAGUACGUGAAGUAUGCGAACCGGUACCAUGGAAUCAAGACAACUCGCACGUGUGGCUUGCUCACUUUGAAGCCGAGCAACCCAUGAGCAAAUGCACUCUCACUCUCGAACGUACCGCCACGCUCGUUCGCAACUACACCUAUGCCGCCGCCAAGGAUAUGAAUGUUACGAUGGAAACGAAGAGUAACCGCCUGCUCGACAGAGGCUACGAUUUUGACUACUACGACGGCUAUGUUGGAUCCCGUUUUGAGGAAAUCUUCGAUGACCAGGGAGUUGCACACAGCUUCAUGACUGGGGUUACCCACCUCGCUGUGAUGGCCGCACGGGUGCACUGGUUCAUUCACGGCCUCAACCAGAUAGGAGAAGGCCAUUCAGUAGAGUACGACAUUUCGAUUUUGUAUUCCACCUCUGUAGGCAUAUCGUUCACCACCUCGAUUCCCGCAGGAUACGACGACCCAGCUCGGUUCAAUGCCCGCCACCUUCGCUCCCUGCGUACUCUCGAAGACCUGGGAACGUACAUAACUCCAUACACCUAUAAACGGGCCACCAUCCCCAGCCUUCAACCCGACUCCAUCGAUGACAACUCCAAAGUCCACGGCGACAUAGGGGGUGCUUCUGUCUGA
This is a messenger RNA of Fusarium subglutinans, 657 nucleotides long. RefSeq lists its product as uncharacterized. The coding region runs from base 1 to 657 and encodes 218 amino acids. NCBI's taxonomy places the organism in Eukaryota, Fungi, Ascomycota, Sordariomycetes, Hypocreales, Nectriaceae. The transcript has a single exon. The record is from RefSeq and is a predicted model, not a curated record.